Messenger RNA from Mauremys reevesii (Reeves's turtle), 2190 nucleotides. RefSeq names its product B-cell differentiation antigen CD72-like. The transcript is spliced from 8 exons. Bases 349 to 1347 code for a protein of 332 amino acids. Gene Ontology annotation, cellular component: plasma membrane. The record is from RefSeq and is a predicted model, not a curated record. NCBI's taxonomy places the organism in Eukaryota, Metazoa, Chordata, Testudines, Geoemydidae. Gene Ontology annotation, molecular function: transmembrane signaling receptor activity.
GCUCACAGCCCCAUGCAAACUUCUGCUUCCUGCGAGCUGUGAGAUCACUUUUCUCCUGCCACAGAGCGAGUGAGCCAGCUCCUCUGCCAGCGCUGCGGGCACAGCUGGUCCCUCCUCUGCCAGCGCCGCGGGCGCAGCCGGUCCCUCCUCUGCCAGCGCCAACUGGGCACAGCCGGUCCCUGCACAGCCAGCACCGCAGGCACAGCCGGUCCCUCCUCUGCCAGCGCCGUGGGCACAGCCGGUCCCUGCACAGCCAGCGCCCCAGGCAGAGCCGGUCCCUGCACAGCCAGCGCCGCGGGCGCAGCUGGCCCCUCCCCAGUGAGCCCCGCGGGCACAGCCGGCUCCCCGAUGGCCCAGGGCGUCGUUUAUGCCGACCUGAGGUUCGUGAAGGCCCCUCGGGGGAACACUACGGGCUCCAGGUCCCAGGAGGCAGUGCCCGCAGACGAGGAUGAUGCGGAGCUCACCUACGAGAACGUCCGGCUGGCCCAGACUGGGGAGGUGGAGCAGGGGCAAGGGGCAGAGCAGAACAAAGAGCCCGGGUGGAGCACGCGAUACCUGCCCCUCGGCCUGCUGGGGACCUGCCUCUUCCUCCUGGCCACCACCAUCGGCCUGGGGGUUCGCUACUGGCAGGUUUCCCAGCAUCUGCAGCAGGCGUCCCGAGCGCACGAGGCAGAGAGCAGCCGCCUCUCCCAGCAAGUCAGCACCAAGGGGGCGACCCUGGCGCAGACGGCGAGGGAGCUGGAGCAGGCCAGGCAGGAGCUGGGGCAGGCCAGGGAGGAGCUGGAGCGGAUGCAGCUGGAGAUGAACGGCACCCAGGAGCAGCUGCGACAGCGGGAGGCCGCAUUAGAGGGCACGAAGGAGGAGCUGGCGAGGGUACAGGAGGAGAAGAGAGAAAUUAAAGAGAAGCUGAACCAAACAGAGAGCUCCCUGUCCAGCAUCCGCCCCUGCGAGCAGACAGACUGCUGCCCGGCAGACUGGGUGUUGUACAGAGGAAAGUGCCUGUUCGUCUCGAAGGAGAAGAAGAGUUGGCAGAGAAGUAAAGACGACUGUGAACAGAACUCUGCUCAGCUUCUUAUCACCAAAUCCUGGACCUGGUGGAUAAUGCCGAAUUUUCUGAGACAUACUGAUGUGCAGUAUUGGAUUGGAUACAGGAAAGAUGUGAAUAAGGACCCGCAGUGGGUUGAUGACUCAUCCUUUGAAAAUUCGCGCUAUUGGAGUUACAAAAAUGAGAGGUGUGGAACAAUAAAAGGUGGUGUCAUAAGCAGUGAGACAUGCUACAAUGAAAAGCCAUGGAUCUGUGAGAAGGCGCCCAGCCAACCCAGCUCACACAGGCCGUGGUUUCCUUAGAGUCCCUGAAGAGACAAUCAAUGAGAGCCCUACAGGACCCUCCUGCUCUUCCCAGUGACGCGCUCCACCGCCUCCUACCUGGCCUGUGGGAGGGUGUCGGGCCGAGGGCUGUCGGGCGGGUCGUGCACAGACCCCUGCCGCUGGAUCUGUGAGCAGAGUGCCCUCAUCUUGCAGUGGGGCCUCGGCUCUGCCCCUCCCACUUUCCUGUGGGGGAACACGACCUACACCUGCAUCGAUCCGCAGUGAGAGCGGCCGAGGGCCCAGCCCCGGGACCCUGCCCCUGGUGACCUGCUCCCCUCUACUCCCAGUCCUCCUCCCCUCAGGACCCCGGUGACCCAUAGACCCCACCCCCGGGAGCCUGCCACACUGUCUCCCCUCCCCAGACUGGCCCCCCCCAGGAAGCCUGCUGCCCAGGCCCAGACCCCCCAAACGAAGGCCCCACCCUCCUGCCUCCCCAGGUCCCCAGCUGCCCAGGACCUGCCCUGCAGCGUGUGCUCUGCCGCACACGGCCCAUGCCAGCGCUGGCUGUGUCUGAUCCCGGGCGGAGCGCAGGGCAAGGCCGGGCACGGCGCGGCAUCGGCACACGAACAGCAGCAGCUCCUGGCACAUCCCGGCCUCAGCCCAGGCUCCAGCUGGGCCAGACUGCGGCUGCCGCCCGCCCCGGGGUCUGGGCUCCCCUGAGCCCGUCAGGCCCAUGCUCCACUCCGACCAGCGGCCCCAGGUACUGCCCAGGCCCUGACCGUCAGAGCAAUUACCGGGUCAAUGCCCCACUCCGUCAGAGCCAGAACGUCGCUCUCUGGCCCCCGACAGCUGCACUCCUCUGGGGCAACGCAGACUGCAGGG